Molecule: messenger RNA, 653 nt
Organism: Lactuca virosa
Lineage: Eukaryota; Viridiplantae; Streptophyta; Magnoliopsida; Asterales; Asteraceae
Source: the annotation of a GenBank genome assembly
CCUAACAACAGAAAAUUCCAUUUCUAUUCGAUUCAAGUUCCAUUUCAAGAUCACAAUUUCCCCCAACCACGAAACGCGAUCCGUUGAAUGGCGUCUCCGGUACUGGCGAAGGCGGCGGCGAAGGUGGGUUCGGCAACCCGCCGGCAAGCCCUCACGCUAACGGAAGCCGCUGCGGACAGAAUACGACAACUCCUUCACAAUCGCCAACGCGCCUUUCUCAAACUCGGCGUCAAGGCUCGCGGCUGCAAUGGCUUAUCCUACACCCUCAAUUACGCAGAUGAAAAAGGAAAGUUUGAUGAACUGGUUGAAGACAAAGGCGUGAAGAUUGUGAUUGAUCCAAAAGCUCUGAUGCAUGUAAUAGGAACAAAAAUGGACUUUGUAGAUGACAAGUUGAGGUCAGAGUUUGUAUUUAUCAACCCUAACUCAAAGGGACAAUGUGGGUGUGGUGAAUCUUUCAUGACAUAGAGAGAGAGGCAUGUAAAAGAGGGUUAUUUUUAUUGAUAGUUGAAUGGGAGAAAGGGGACAACUCCAUUGGUUUGUAUAUUCAUUCAACAAAUUAAAACUAUACAGAUUAACCUUAUUUUGUAAUUUGUAUAUGAUAACAACAACAACAACAACAACAACAAAACCAUUUCUCUACUCAUAUUUAUUUG